Pocillopora verrucosa is the source of this 3177-nucleotide messenger RNA. RefSeq names its product staphylococcal nuclease domain-containing protein 1-like. Gene Ontology annotation, biological process: regulatory ncRNA-mediated gene silencing; mRNA catabolic process. The record is from RefSeq and is a predicted model, not a curated record. Lineage: Eukaryota; Metazoa; Cnidaria; Anthozoa; Scleractinia; Pocilloporidae. Gene Ontology annotation, molecular function: RNA binding; nuclease activity. Gene Ontology annotation, cellular component: cytosol; RISC complex; nucleus.
UGAAAAAGUUCUUUCCUUUUACCUCUGAAUUGUGGCGAGUAAAUUAGAUUCUUAGUUACAAAAUAAAAUGGCUCAGACCUUACAGAUGAAUCGGGGAAUAGUCAAACAGGUUCUUUCAGGUGAUAGCGUGGUGAUACGCGGACAGCCUCGAGGAGGACCUCCUCCUGAAAGACAGCUUUGCUUGUCGAACGUGAACGCACCAAAAUUAGCGAGGAGAUCGAACCCCAACGUUGAAGCCAGUGUCGAGACAAGAGACGAGCCAUUUGCAUGGGAGGCCAGAGAAUUUCUUAGAAAGAAGCUGAUCGGUAAAGAAGUGCUCUUCUCUGUGGAGUAUAAAGUUCCUGGAACAGGGCGAGAAUAUGGAUGUAUCUAUUUACAGAAAGGAGAAGACCUUGAAAAUGUAACAGAAGCCAUAGUUUCUGAAGGGCUUGUUGAAGUCAGACGUGGUGGAAUCAAACCAUCAGAUGACCAGACAAAAUUAAUUGACUUGGAAGAGAUGGCCAAAACAAUGGCCAAAGGAAAGUGGGGUGCUAAUGCCUCAGAUCACAUCAGAGACAUCACAUGGACCGUGGAAAAUCCAAGACAUUUUCUUGAUGCCAACAGUGGAAAGGAGUUUAAUGCUGUCAUUGAACAUGUUCGUGAUGGUUGCACAGCAAGAGCAUUUUUACUGCCUGAGUUCUACCAUGUGACAGUCAUGUUUACAGGAAUAAAGUGUCCCAUGAUGAUCAGACGUGAUGCAGACAAGGAAAUUUCAGAACCAUUUGCUGAUGAGGCAAAGUUUUUCACUGAGAGCCGUUUAUUGCAAAGAGAGGUGAAAAUAGUUCUUGAAGGAGUCUCCAAUCAGAACUUCCUUGGAUCAAUUAUCCACCCAGCUGGAAAUAUUGCUGAGCUGUUGCUUCGUGAGGGAUUUGGCCGUUGCGUUGAUUGGAGCAUGGCAGUGCUUACUAAAGGACACGACAAACUGCGUGCAGCGGAAAAAUUUGCAAGAGAGAAGAGACUUCGGAUAUGGAAGGAUUAUGUACCAAGUGCUCCAACUGUGCCUAUUCAGAACAAAGAAUUCACUGGAAAGGUUGUGGAAUGUGUGAAUGCGGAUGCUUUAGUCAUCAGGAAUGCUGAUGGGGCACAAAGAAAGAUUCACUUCUCCAGCUUAAGACCGCCCAGGCUUAUCCCUAGAGAAGACGGCACUCAGGAUACUAUAACUAACGGGAAAGAUAACAAGAAGCCCAGGCCACUGUAUGACGUACCUUACAUGUUUGAAGCCAGAGAAUUUCUCAGAAAGAAACUAAUUGGUAAAAAGGUGAACGUUAAAGUUGAUUACAUCAAACCUCCCAGUGAUGGUUUCCCAGAGAGAACAUGUGCAACGGUAACAAUCAGUGGUAUUAAUGUUGCUGAGGCUCUGAUAAGUAAAGGAUUUGCGACCGCGUUGCGACACAAGCAAGACGAUGAUCAGCGGUCUUCGUGCUAUGAUGACUUGUUGGCAGCCGAGACACGUGCCAUAAAGAAUGGCAAAGGACUGCAUAGUAAGAAAGAAGCACCCAUUCAUAGAGUGGCAGAUCUUUCAGGGGACGCAACCAAAGCUAGACAGUUCUUGCCUUUCUUACAAAGAGCGGGAAGAUCCUCAGGAAUAGUUGAAUUUGUUGCCAGUGGUUCAAGAAUAAGACUGUAUCUACCUAAAGAGACUUGUUUAAUAACUUUCCUUAUUGGUGGUAUCACAUGUCCCCGAGCUGGUAGAUUAGUUACUUCCCAGGGAGUUAUUGCUACGGAAGGAGACCCGCACGGAGACGAAGCUUUGAGUUUUACCAAGGAUCUCUGUUUGCAAAGAGAGGUUGAAGUACAAGUUGAAGCUAUAGACAAGGCGGGCAAUUUUAUUGGCUGGUUAUUUGUGGACAACACGAAUCUCUCUGUUGCCUUGGUCGAGGCUGGUCUUUCUCAAGUACACUUCACAGCUGAGCGCUCCAGUUACUAUCCUCAGCUCAUUCAAGCUGAGGAAAAGGCAAAAUCGCAGAAACUUAAGUUAUGGACCAGUUAUGAAGAACCUAAAAAUGUCGUUGUUGUUGAGGAAACAGAGAGGAAGUGCAAUUAUAAGAAGGUCAUUGUCACAGAAACGUCUCAAAACCUCUCUUUUUGGGCACAACACGUUGAUUCAGGUGGACAACUCGAGAAACUCAUGGAUGAUCUUCACACUGAGCUCAGUUCUAACCCUCCCCUCCCUGGAUCAUAUACAGCACGAAAAGGAGAUUUAUGUGCAGCUUUGUUUGUGGAUAAUAACUGGUACAGAGCACGAGUCGAAAGUGUGGCAUCUCCAAAAGAGAUUCAUGUGUUUUACAUUGAUUAUGGAAAUAGAGAAGUGUUACCGUUAUCCAAGCUGUGCCCUCUGCCUUCAGCGUUCCACAGUUUUCCUCCACAAGCACAUGAAUAUAGUAUGGCUUUUAUUGAACUUCCAAAGGAUGUGGAACAAGUUGCUGAUGCCUUGGAUUCCUUUAGAAAUCUGAUCAUUAAUCGACAGUUUAUGCUAAAUGUGGAGUACAAGUCCUCAGGCCAGGAUUUCGUGACACUCGUGCAAGAGAAUGGGGACGAUGUCGCUAAGUCUCUUGUCACAGAAGGCCUGGUUACUGUUGAGAAGAGGAAGGAGAAACGACUGCAAAAACUGAUGGAAGAGUAUAACAGGGCACAAGAUGGUGCGAGGAAAGCUAGGGUAAACCUGUGGCGUUAUGGAGACUUCACUGAUGACGACGCUAAGGAAUUCGGGUAUUCUACUUAAGGACAAACUGUCGCCCUUUCGUGAAUAGAAAAUUUUACCAAUCACGGAUUUGAACUAAUUAUCAAUAUGAGGAUAACAUUAACUUGUGCUGUCGAGAGCAAUACAAACAUUGAUAAGAAAAUGUCUACGCGUCUAGCGGCGAGAAUUGUCUUUCGGCUUUUCAAUAAGGUAUAUUCUAAAUCCGGUCAUAAGAAUAGUGUGACAUUCUGCAGAGGAAUUAUUUCCUUGUGAACCUGUUGCAUUUCCAAGGUUAACUUUCUUUACUCGCCACACUUUCAUGUCCGUGUCAUGUCGUCUAGUCAGAAUUUCUGUUUUAACUAUGAUCUCGUAAUCAUUCAAUUUUCUUGUUUACACAAGUGAAUUUGUGAGUGUAGAGAGAGAACUCACUCGAAAGAUAUAAAAUAGAGGCAAACGAA